Molecule: messenger RNA, 3978 nt
Organism: Mirounga angustirostris (Northern elephant seal)
Lineage: Eukaryota; Metazoa; Chordata; Mammalia; Carnivora; Phocidae
Gene: NSDHL
Product: NAD(P) dependent steroid dehydrogenase-like
Exons: 9
Coding region: 219-1304 (361 amino acids)
Biological process (GO): steroid biosynthetic process
Molecular function (GO): 3-beta-hydroxy-Delta5-steroid dehydrogenase (NAD+) activity
Source: RefSeq, a predicted model, not a curated record
CAAUCCUCUUGGCGGAGGCGUCUCGGCAGAUCCUCUGCUCAUGCGGACGGGGAGAAAAGGGUGGCUCCCGGGGCCGUAGGUCUUUGGGUGCAAGCUGAAGGCGCGCUGAGGCUGACCAGGGGAUCACCUACGGACGGGAAGCUGGUUUGCGGAGGAUUGAGUGAGCGCUGUUUGAACGAGAAAACUUCAUCACAAGCAUAACCGUAUUUGGAGCUGAAAUGGAACAAGCAUUUGAUGAGCCAGUGAGAGAUCAGGUCACACGGACACAUUUGACAGAAGACAUUCCAAAUGCCAAUAAGUGCACAGUGAUCGGAGGUUCUGGAUUCCUGGGACAGCACAUGGUGGAGCAGUUGCUGGCAAGAGGCUACACUGUCAAUGUAUUUGAUAUGCGGCAAGGGUUUGACAAUCCCCAGGUGCAGUUCUUUCUGGGAGACCUCUGCAGCCAACAGGAUCUGUACCCAGCUUUGAAAGGUGUAAGCACAGUUUUCCACUGUGCAUCACCCCCACCAUCCAGUAACAACAAGGAACUCUUUUAUAGAGUGAAUUACAUUGGCACCAAGAAUGUCAUUGAAACUUGCAAAGAGGCUGGAGUUCAGAAACUCAUUUUAACCAGCAGUGCCAGUGUCAUCUUUGAGGGUGUCAACAUCAAGAAUGGAACCGAAGACCUCCCUUAUGCUGUGAAACCCAUUGACUAUUACACGGAGACAAAAAUCUUACAGGAGAGAGCAGUCCUGGGUGCCAAUGAUCCUGAGGGGAAUUUCUUAACCAUGGCCAUUCGCCCUCAUGGCAUUUUCGGCCCAAGGGACCCCCAGUUGGUCCCCAUCCUCAUCGAGGCAGCCAGGAAAGGCAAGAUGAAGUUCGUGAUUGGAAACGGGGAGAACUUGGUGGACUUCACCUUUGUGGAGAACGUGGUGCACGGACACAUCCUGGCUGCAGAGCACCUCUCCCAAGACACGGCCGUGAGUGGGAAGGCAUUUCACAUCACCAAUGACGAACCCAUCCCUUUCUGGACAUUCCUGUCCCGCAUCCUGACAGGCCUCAACUAUGAGGCCCCCAAGUACCACAUCCCCUACUGGGUGGCCUACUACCUGGCCCUCCUGCUGUCCCUCCUGGUGCUGGUGGUCAGUCCUGUCAUCCAGCUCCAACCCACUUUCACACCGAUGCGUGUCGCACUGGCUGGCACGUUCCACUAUUACAGCUGUGAGAGAGCCCAAAAGGUCCUGGGCUACCGGCCACUGGUCACCAUGGAUGACGCUAUAGAAAGGACUGUGCGGAGUUUUUAUUACCUGCGGAAGGUCAAGUGAUGCAGCCCAAAGACUGGGCCGUCGCAGUGCCUUCCCCGGCUACUAACUCUCCCCUGUGGACCAACAAACUAACCUCCUUCAAGUGACUUUCUUAGCUUAGGUCUCCUCCUGCCAGUUAGAUGAGAGCACACCCAGCUGUUCCAUGACCUCAAGGGUGGAGGAAACCGGAGGCAUUUCUCCCAUUUGUCGGAUUGAAUUUGAAUUUCUUAAAGCAGGCAGCUUCAUAUUCUACUGUUUUGUGUUCUCCUCUCCCUCUCCCCUACCCCCCCCCCACUCCCACCCCUCCUCUCUCCUGGGUUACUUAUCAUUCCAGCAUCCUUCUACAUAAUCAAGGAAGCUGUAGGGAAAAAAACAAUCCAUUUGGUGAAACUUCAAAUAGAUGCAGAAUUUAAAGCAAAAACUUUUUAAAAGCUUAAAUAAUUGUUACCCCUCCCCCCAUCAGUCUCCAGACUAAUCGAAAUGUAAUGUUAAAGACUUCUGUUUUUUCAUAAAACAUUCUUUCAUGGACAUGUCUCUCUCUCUCUCUCUUUUUUUUAAAGAGUUUAUCCAUUUAUUGGCCAGAGAACACGUGCAUGUGAGAGAGAGAGAGUACAAGCAGGGAGAGCGGCAGACAGAGGGAGAAGCAGGCUUCCCGCCCAGCAGGGAGCCCAAUGUGGGGAUUGAUCCCAGGACCCGGGAUCAUGACCUGAGCUGAAGGCAGCCGCUUCACCGACUGAGCCACCCAGGCGUCCUGACGUGUCUCUCUUUAUCAGCGGAGCCCCAUUGUCCUUUUUAGUUACAAGGUGGUAGCGUGCCCCAGUGGCCUGCCAUUUCAGCUGUGUAGCUCUUCUAACAUGGGACAUGGAGCUGGUUGACAGUAAGCCAUUGAAAAGGUCAGAGAGAAGAGCAUUCUCUAUCUGCUUGGAGUUUGGGCAGAAACUCCAUGAGAUGAUGUAGAAAGGACUGUUUCUCUGCAGCUCACACUCAGAACCCUUCAGGCCAGUCUCCAAAAGGCAAAGCACAUAGGAUUCAGUGUUCUCUAUUUUCUGGUGAUGUUCUGCUUACAGAACCUGAUUUCUUCCCAGACUAAUCGAAAUGUAAUGUUAAAGACUUCUGUUUUCUUCUCUGCCUUUGUCCAGGGGUGGAGAGGCAGCCGGGACACUGGAAUAAAGUGAAGAUAUUGUACAUGCCAUGAGGUUUGUGUGAUAGGAACAUCACACCCACCUGAGGGGAGACUGCUAUGUUGAUGGGGCAAGGGAGCACAAGUAGAAGUAAGACAGGGUCUUUGCCCUUAAGGCACUUAGAAUAGAGGAGCUCAAGAUAUGUUCACAAGCCCCUGUAAUACCAGACAAAAAAUAAUGCACCUGAGACAAGGUGGUGUAAGUUCAAGGAGGGGAGACAUGGCUUCCAGGCAAGACCAUCAAAGAGACUUCCAACGAGGAGGUGACAGCACUGAAUUGGACUUGAAGAAUGAAUAGUCAGUAGGUACAGGCCUGUAGGUGGCACUUCAGGCUGAAAGGUCAGGUUCAGAGUCAGUGGCUUUUUAUAAUCUCAUUAACAGUGUGUUGUCUUUCUUGGAUUCAGUAAGUACAGGAGUGACCAGCAUGGCUUAGGGUUGGGGGCGUGGAGUAGUGGGAAGUUGGGUUGGCUGAAGAGAUAAGCAGGGCUGAGGAUGCCAAGCCAAGAGAGCUAAACUGUCUCCUAUAGGCAUGGGAAACCAUUGACAGUUUACGCAGUGGAGGACAAAAAUCAAGAAAUUUAUGUCGCCACCCUGUGUGGAGCCUGGGAGAUCAGUUAGGAAGUGGCAAAGGUCUGGGCAAUGAUGCAGCCAUGGAAAUACAAAUGAAGCUUUAGCUGAAGCACCUGGAAAGAACUCCGAGCUCCCUGCUUGAUUUCCUAUGAGGAGUGGGAGGGAGGAGUAGGCCGGGGCAUAGGACUGAUAGACUCUGCUUUCAGAGCUGCUACGAGGAGACUCAUGCCUAAAAGAGUGAAGCUGACAGACCAAAGUGCCCUCAGCUUUGUCCUUUCAGCUCUCUUGGGAAAAUGCUAGCAGCUGCCUCUACAAAAGAUGUCCCUCAUCGAACUGCACAGACUGUCCAAUCUAUUCGUAUCUUCUACUUCCUAAGGGAACCUCUUGUCUGCUCACUUGUUUUAUUCACCCAUUCUUUCUACAUGUUUGUUGGGCACUGCCUGGGCUUCAGUGGUCAAUAAAACAGGCACAGCCUGGAGCUGAUAUUACAGCUGGAAACACCCUCCCUACCCCAGACAGAUUUUAUGGCUGCUCCUUGCUCUGUCCUGCAUUCCUGACUCAGACCUAUGUCACCCCCAUCUGAUACUGACCUAGUGCAGCACCUGGCCCAGGUGUACUGGAACAGCCAAGCUGACAUGUCUGCCUCCCCUGAUCCAGUCUGUAUGUAUCUCCAGGUUGUCCUUCCUAAAAGAGACCUAGAUCUGUCUCUCCUCUGUCAAAAACACUUCAGUGGGUCCCAACUUUCUCUUGAACACCUUCUGUGGCCAGUUUAUCACAACCUGUUCUCAGCCCACCCUUCCAGCUUCUUCUACUGGACUUCGCACUUGUGCGCCAGCCAUACUGCUCAUGACCUGUCAGACAUCCCCUUACUCAGGUUGCCCUGGCUGCCUGCCAUGCCCUCUCCUUGUUAUGUCCCCUAAUACAGAAUAGCCAGAUCCCUUUCCC